Anolis carolinensis (green anole) is the source of this 1066-nucleotide messenger RNA. RefSeq names its product glioma pathogenesis-related protein 1. NCBI's taxonomy places the organism in Eukaryota, Metazoa, Chordata, Lepidosauria, Squamata, Anolidae. The coding region runs from base 80 to 865 and encodes 261 amino acids. The record is from RefSeq and is a predicted model, not a curated record. Gene Ontology annotation, cellular component: extracellular region. The transcript is spliced from 6 exons.
GGAGGGAAGCCGUUGGUUGCGCGCGCAGCCCCUCCGGGUUUUUUUUUAGGGAACGGCCGCCGCUGCCGCCGCUGCUGAGAUGGGGAUGGGGAUGGGGAGGGCGUGCGCCUGGUUUCUGCUGGGGCUCUUUGCCUCCGCCAUCACCUUGGGAGCGAGCCAGAUGUUCGCCCCUUACCCCGACAUCAACAACAAGACCUUUAUCAAACUGUAUGUCGACGCCCACAACAAAUUCCGGAGCGAAGUCAAACCCAGCGCUGCAAACAUGCUGUACAUGACAUUUGAUAUAGCUUUAGCUAGAAUAGCUAAAACUUAUGCAAAGAAAUGUAUCUGGGAUCACAAUGAACACAGGAACAUCCAUCCAGAUCCUAAAUUUAGGCCUUUUGGAGAAAAUAUGUGGAUGGGAGGUGCCAGCGAAAGACCAUUUAAUGUUGCUGCUGCCAUUGAAGCCUUUCACUCAGAAAUAAAAUACUAUGAUUUCAGUACUCACAAAUGUACACAUGUGUGUGGUCAUUAUACUCAGGUUGUUUGGGCUUCUUCUUAUAAAGUUGGCUGUGCUGUUGCUUUCUGCCAUAAAGUGUUCAAAGGAGGAGAGAAUAUGGGAAUGCUAGUGUGUGAUUAUGGUCCAGCGGGCAACUAUAAAGGGACCCGUCCUUACAAAGCAGGAAAGCCAUGUGAUGAGUGCCAAGCAAAAGAUACAUGUCAGAAUAAUCUCUGUAGAAAUCGAAAACGUGAUCAGGAAAAUACCAGUUAUAUACAUUGGUAUCCACCAUCCUAUAGCUGUUGCGGUUUUAAGGACUUUGUUAAUGUUUAUAGCAUUUGUAGCUGUGUAUUUCUUAAAAUUCUCUUAUCCUGGAUUAAAUUUUGAAAAAUAAUAUUUCUUAUUCAUGUAACUUACAAAAACAUUCCUAUGAUUUCUAUUUUUUCAAACUAAAUUUAUAUCAUUUCAUUGUUCUUAUGAAACUUUGAACUUUUCUCUUGUAAUAAAAAGGCAUAUUCUACAUUAAGAAAAUGUUCAAUAUUUUUAAAUGAAGUAGACACUAUUACAAAAUAAAACAAGUGAAAACUA